AACAGUAUAUAAGUCAGAAAACAGUGAUGUAAACUGGGUUUGCUGAAUGUAUGUUUGUGUAAGACAUGCUGCAAAUUAGUUAUUUCCCAUUUAACAGUGGAUUUCCCAGACAGGAGUUUAUUUUUCGUGCAUAGCUGAAGAAUAGCAGAAUGUCAACAAAUGAACCAGAGGAUCAUGGAGAGCAGCAGAGCAGUCAGCUCUUACCAGAAGAGGGGAAUAUUGCAAGUAGCCAACCACUGAAAACCAGUCAAGCACAUCAACACAUGGAGGAUCAAGACAAGGAUCAAGACGAUGGAAGUCAAAUCUCUGAGAUGGAAAAUGCAUGCUUUGUGAAGAAGGAGUUUGUAAGUGUAUGGGUACGAGAUCCUCAGGUACACAAGGAGGAUUUCUGGCACGCGUACAUCAGCUAUGAGAUCUGUCUUCAUACCAAUAGUAUGUGUUUCCGGAAGAAGACCUCUUGUGUGAGGAGGAGGUAUAGUGAGUUUGUUUGGUUGCGGCAGAAACUACAGAACAACGCUCUGCUCAUAGAGUUACCUAAACUCCCUCCCUGGAAUCCUUUCUUCAAUCUCAAUAACGACAUCCAGAUCACUCAACGGAUGCAGGGGCUGCAACAGUUUCUUGAGGCGGUUCUACAGACACCAUUACUGCUGUCAGACAGUCGACUGCACCUGUUCUUGCAGUCACAACUGAGCAUUGCAAAAAUGGAUGCGUGUGCACGUGGACUGACGCAUUACACCGUCGCACAGGCAAUACAGCGAUGUAUUGGUGAAGCACGCUUCCCUCCAGAGGAACAGCAUCAAGAAGAAGACUGCAAAACAUCCUGUGACUCAGACUGUGACAGUACAACAUCCUCUGGCUUGGGUAAUAGUAUAGGACCUGCUACACCUGUUGAAGAAGACUUGUCCCAUAGUGAGAGCUUUGCCCAUGAAUUUCAAACCACGACCCCUGAGGCAGAACUCUUCAGCAGCCUGUCUUCAUCUCCUAGCAACCCGCAGCAUGUGCACCCUUGACAUGCACUCAGUUAUAUGAACUAAAGAGAUGUACAUAUACACACACACACACACACACACACACAUAUAUAUAUAUAUAUCAAAGAGAGUCCCAGUUACUGUUUACAGCCUCCAGAGUUAUAUUUGGAUGGAUAAUGAGUGAAAAAAGGUCUUGAUUGUUUUAUUACAUGUCAUGUUUGUGUGUUUUCAUGUUCAUGUUGUUUGAUGUCUUCUUUUAAUAUCUCUCUCUCACAUAUAUAUAUAUAUAUAUAUAUAUAUAUAUAUAUAUAUAUAUAUAUAUAUAUAUAUAUAUAUAUAUAUAUAUAUAUAUAUAAUAUAAAUAUUUCUUUAUUUCAUAUCCUGUGGUCAUCAUAUUAAAUCAUCCUCCUUAACUGAAGAGCUGACCUGGAAAAAAAAAAAAAGAGGAGUAAAUGGACAGGAGUGAAUGACAGUAUGAAUUACAAAGUUAAGCAUCAUUAUAAAUGUUUUUCUUGAUGUCA
Molecule: messenger RNA, 1489 nt
Organism: Megalobrama amblycephala (Wuchang bream)
Lineage: Eukaryota; Metazoa; Chordata; Actinopteri; Cypriniformes; Xenocyprididae
Gene: snx10a
Product: sorting nexin 10a
Exons: 8
Coding region: 150-1010 (286 amino acids)
Biological process (GO): intracellular protein transport
Molecular function (GO): phosphatidylinositol binding
Source: RefSeq, a predicted model, not a curated record